CGCAGAGUUUCCUGGCUGUCACGGUCCUCCGGAGCUCAGAUGACUUCAGCCACGGGCUUUUCAUUAAAGCCACUUCCAUCAGCUGCGGCUCGCGCUUACCUGUUCACGAGGAACUUGUUUCUGCACAACUUCUCACUUUUCAGUCUGAGUUUCGAUGGUGUAGAAAAAGGAAAUCACUACGUAGAAAAGUCUAAAAACCAUUUUCUGCUCAGUAAUGCAAAUUUGGUUCCUGAGCCCUCCUUCCUCUUUCCGGAUUAUUUUCACAUCUCCGCGUCGACCUCAUCUUGGAGAGCCUGUCCAUGUUCUACGUCUCUCUCUUUCCUUCAUCCCUUCUGAUAAUGUGAGGAAUUAAAUUUCGACCAGAUAUGGCGCAAAGCUGACGCUGGCAGCGGCUGUGCGUUAAAAGUGGAGCAGGCGGGAACAUAAAUGUCUCUUCUGAUAUUUCCUCGGACAUGGGACGAGUUGAUGAGACGUUUUGAAAGGCGCUCCGUGAACCAGAACCAGAGUCUGGAUCCAGGUCCAGCAAGAUUAUAUAAAUGUCAUAAUUCACCACGUGCGUGUGGUGUUCAUGAUAAAUGAUACCUGCCGUCCACGUUCUGUUUCCGGAAAGGCCUUGCUCAUUUCAGCCACUUUCAAACAUGCACUGUUUUCUGAAAACUACUGUAAACCAUUAGUCUUGCUGGAUUAAACGUGACACUUCUCUUCACACAUGAGAUGGAACCUUAAAGGCUGCAUCAGUCUGUUAAGUGAAGUUAUUUUAGCCAGAAUGAAUGUGAAAUGUUCCCCAUUGAGACUAAGAAAGAAGUUGUUUCCAUCACUGCUGUCGCUGCUGACGUUGAGUGUCCUGCUGCUGGUGAGCAUCAAGUACAACCAGACCCCAGAGUCUGCAGUGCUGUCGGCCCGUCAGCCAAUUUACAGGCAUGAUGUCAACUGUGCAGCUAUCUAUUCCAUGGACCCCGUGGAGGUGGGUAAAUCCCUCAAUAUCAGAAGGACAAAGACGGAGGAGAACAAAGACGAAAGUCUGAUCAGCCUCACAGGAAACUGCUCCUCAUUCAUCAAGAUCAGAGGUUAUGAUAAAGUGUGUGUUUCUGACGAGGAGCGUGUGUUUCCUCUUGCAUAUUCUUUGGUUGUCCAUAAAUAUGCCUGGAUGGUAGAGAGACUCAUCAGAGCUGCAUACUCACCCAAUAACAUCUACUGCGUCCACUAUGAUCAGAAGUCUUCGGCUCAGUUCAUGGCAGCCAUGGAGGGUUUGGCCCGUUGCUUGCCCAACGUCUUCAUCGCCAGCAAGCGAGAGUCCGUCUUCUAUGCAAGCAUCAGCCGGCUGAAAGCUGAUCUCAACUGUCUGUCUGACCUGAUGGGGUCGAAGGUCAGAUGGAAGUAUGUCAUCAACCUGUGUGGCCAGGACUUCCCCCUCAAGUCCAACAUUGAGCUGGUGUCAGAACUGAAGAGGUUAAACGGCUCCAACAUGUUGGAGACGAGCCGACCGUCGGAGCUGAAGAAGCAGAGAUUCUCCUUCCACUACGAGCUAAAAGACGCCAGCUUCGAGUAUCAGAAACUUCCGGUGAAAACGGAGAAGCAGAAGGCGCCGCCACCACAUGGUAUAGAGAUGUUCAUCGGGAAUGCAUACUUCGUGUUGUCAAGGGAGUUUGUUGCACACUUGUACUCGUCGCCAGUGAUGAAGGAUUUCAUAGACUGGUCGGAGGACACCUACUCUCCAGAUGAACACUUCUGGGCCACACUGGUGCGACUGCCCGGUGUUCCCGGAGAGGUGCCCAGAUCCCAGGCUGAUAUCACAGACCUGAUGAGUAAGACCAGGCUGGUGAAGUGGCAUUACCUGGAGGAGAGCCUUUACCCCCCGUGCACAGGGGAGCACGUCCGUAGCGUUUGUAUUUUUGGUGCAGCUGAGAUGAAUUGGUUACUCAACUUCGGCCACUGGUUUGCCAACAAGUUUGAUCCCAAAGUGGAUCCAGUUCUGAUUCAGUGCCUUGAGGAGAACCUGGAGGAGAAGCGGAUUUUAUUCCAAUCAAGAACUUCCCUGACUUGUGUUUAGGGUUAGCUGGAAGCUACAGCAUGCUGUAAGGAAGUCGACUAAAUAAGAUGAGUUGGAUUCAUUUCCAGUGAAAUGUGCUGUUUUAUCUUAUGUCUCAGCAAGAUGGUUGUUUCUGAGUUUUGAACAGUUUGUUGAACAAACCAAAACGUUAAAGGCGCUCUGUCAUCGUGACUCUCAAAAUGUUGUGAUUAAUCAGCUGUUUACAGUCAGAACUGGAAAUAAAUACACUAUUAUUCCUGAAUUAUUGUUCCUAUUUGGAUGUCCACUGGAGCUGUGUGUUUUUCUUUUUUUCUGUGUGUUUCCAUUCGGACAGCUUCUUCUUCUACUGAACUACAACCACUUAGCCAUGUAGCCUGUUGGUCAAUGCCCAGUUUACUCACCUCACACCAGUUAACGGGAACGUGUUCAAUACCUUGAUUUAAAGAGAAAUGUAACUUUACAGUUUUCUGGCACCUCUGGAGCAAAACAUUUUGAUAAUUAAUCAAUAAGAUAGUUGCCAGAUGAAUUAACAUGAGCAUGAUCACUACUUUGAAGGCUCGGCUCACCCAUGAUGAAGGCAUGUUGCACUGCUCCACAUCUGUGGGAUGGCUAAAGGAGUAAUCGGUCAUUAAUCAGUCUUUAGUCUUUGUUAGCCUGUUAAUGCAUGCAGUACAGCGGAGAAAUGCCGAGGAUGAGAAAGUUUAACAGAAAACAAGACAUUUUGAAGAGCAUAGAGCUGCGUUAUCUACCCAAGCUUUAAUAAGGUUACAGUGGAAAACGUUGCUCCCAUCAGACUUGAAGAUUUCUGUUUCCCAGAUUUUUGUUCUCCAAACAAAUUAAACAUAAUUAUAAGAUCUGUAUAAAUGUUAUCUCAAGAUGAUUAUGAAACUUCAUAGAAACAUUUUUUAUUGGUAACUUGUUCAGAAAUUGAGUUAAAGGAAGUAUUCCAAUUUAAUAAUUUAAUAGAAAAGGUAAAAAUUAGACUUGGAUUUUUUAUUACCAUUAAUGAUGGCUGUGAAUGAGCUGCAUGGUUCAACAAAAUUGGUCAAAAUUCUUAAAAUGAAAGUUUUGGAGGAUGGAGGGCUGACUCCAAGAGAAGAUUCAAUGCAGUCCACUAGUUUCCUUAGCUAUGUGUUUAUUGAUUAUUAGAAAUUGAACUAUUGUGAAUCAUGUAAUGGAUGUUUCAGCUGGAUUAUAAUUGGACUAAAUCUGUAAAGGUGCUUUGAGGGGACUUUGUUGUAAAUUGGUGCCACACUAAUAAAGCUGAAUUGAAUUGAAUGUCAGGAAGUCUGAAACCUUUUUUGCAUAUGCAAAAAUGGAGGAAAAAGGAAGUGGAGGAUGAGCUGAAAGGGAGAGAUGGAGGAAACACAGGGACGGUUGUCCCAGCCGGGCGAUUCUCCGAAAUCAGUUCACUUUGUGUCCCACAGAUUUACCUCAAAGUUUUUCAUAUAAAGUAAACCAUAAAAUGCAUUUUAAAACAGGAAAUGGAAGGAUCCAUGUGUCUUUGUGUUAUAG
This is a messenger RNA of Melanotaenia boesemani (Boeseman's rainbowfish), 3544 nucleotides long. RefSeq names its product beta-1,3-galactosyl-O-glycosyl-glycoprotein beta-1,6-N-acetylglucosaminyltransferase 4-like. Lineage: Eukaryota; Metazoa; Chordata; Actinopteri; Atheriniformes; Melanotaeniidae. Bases 710 to 2050 code for a protein of 446 amino acids. The transcript has 4 exons. The record is from RefSeq and is a predicted model, not a curated record. Gene Ontology annotation, molecular function: acetylglucosaminyltransferase activity. Gene Ontology annotation, cellular component: membrane.